UAAAAGUAACGGAUUCAAAUUGUUAGUAAAGAGCUUGCCAAACUAAACGGAGCUUGAUGAUAACAAAUAGAAGCUGUGAAACUUGAAGAUCUCUUAUCAUAUCAAUUAAAGAAACUUUUUUUCUAUGUAUCUCAUCAAUUUGCACCACCGAACCCAAAAAUUGCAGCUAUACAAGAAGCUUUCUAAAGGUCCAAAGACUUGUUUUGAGCUAGAUUAUUCAAGGCAAAACCAAUACUUUCCAUUUUAAAAACACAACUGAAUUCAUUUUCUCUUGGUUUAGUCCCACUAAAGAAACCGAAUUUAAGUUGAGCUAAAGACCUCGACAAUACUCAUGGGUGUGUAUAGCCACUCACCAGAUUUGAUAAUAGACCUAAAGGCCAAAGUGUAGCACCAUUUCAACAUACAAAUGUUAAUAAAAGAGAUCUAAUGAAAAUCAAACAUAAGGGUAAGGGAAUUGAUACCAUACUUUCAAGUCUUUUACCACUAGACUAGCUACUACUACCAAUUAGUUAACAAGAAAAUCUAGACUUUGUAACUCAUCAAAGUAAAAAACGAAAUCAUUAAAAGAUAGAAUGGUCGCAGGUUAUACAAACAAAUUGAAAAAGAAAACUUCAUAGUUUUGUUUUUACUAAUUCAUAACUAAGAAAAUAGGAUCCAAUUUUUACAAGGGUAUCAAAACAUACUCACCGCUACUAUAUAAUAUUUGAAGUCAAUUCCCAACUGCAAUUAUUAGACCAACAAGACAAUAAUUCAUAAAUCUAAUAAACAAUGUUGCAUAAAGAUAUAUGAUGAGAGGGUUAUUGUUAUGUUCUUCCUCUCAAUACACAUCUCCAAAGUCUUACCUUUAGACAUGGCCAAAUCAUUUUUCUCUGUCUCCUUCUUCUUCACCGUCUCUCUUCUCUUUCUCCUCACGGCGGCUUCAGCAACCGCAUUUGCAGAGAACGUUACUAGUGAGUUGAGAUAUGAUGGAUGUUCUCCUGGAGACACCGUUGGAGAAUGCAUAACCGCGGCGGUUGAGGAUGAUGAUGAAGGAGUUGAGGCGUUGGUGCGGCGGAUUCUUCAACAAAAAAGGUAUUUAAGCUACAAAACUUUGCAGAAGCAGCCGACUUGUGAUGGAAGAAUUGCCGGUAAUUGCAUAGGAACUGUUAAUCCAAAAGGUUCAACUUGUACUUACUACCAAAGAUGCAAACGUGCCGCCUAGUUGUUUCUUUGUUUUUACAAUUGUAUUUUUUCUAUGUAAACUGUUUCUUCUUAAUAAUGUGUGUUUUAUUUAUAUGUAAAGGAAUUUUUUUAUUAAAAUGUAAAAGAAAUUAAAGCAACAAUAAGAAAGUUGGUCGGUUGGAAAAAAAGUGUUGAUCAAGUUCAAUGCAUAGAACGUUUCUA
Messenger RNA from Arabidopsis lyrata subsp. lyrata, 1383 nucleotides. Its product is annotated as protein RALF-like 27. The coding region runs from base 806 to 1201 and encodes 131 amino acids. NCBI's taxonomy places the organism in Eukaryota, Viridiplantae, Streptophyta, Magnoliopsida, Brassicales, Brassicaceae. The record is from RefSeq and is a predicted model, not a curated record. The transcript has a single exon.